AAGCCGCCAAUAUACAAGGCUCGAGGUGUGGUGACGCUGAAGCUGGGCUCCAUUAAAGCCCCUCGUGAAGAAAAGAGUGGGCAGGUCCUGGCUAUGGACUGGCUGCCUCAGAAACCACACAACAUAAUGGCGAUUGGAUUCUACGAUGGCAUUGUCGGUCUGUGGGAUCUGUCAACCAAGUCUGCGUUGUUGCGAGUUCGGGAGUCGGACAGGUCUUUGACUCUGCUGCCCUACAGAUGCAUACUCGCUCACGACAACAUGGUGCGAACUCUGGCCUUCUGUCCCGCCUCCAGAUACCUGCUGACGACGGCAGGGGAGGACCGCUACGUGAAGAUGUGGGACCUGAGGAGACUCUUUGACCCCAUUAAAGUCUAUAAACGCUAUCUGACCAAUGAGAUCUGCUGGCCGUUYCAUGCUACUGGGGUCAUCAAGGCCAAAGAUAGUACCUUUGUACCGAGAGGUUCAACAGGAAUCCAUUACUUUGACGUGAACAUGAACUCGUUGUUCGUUCUUCCUCGGAGCACGUCCGUGUGGUCCCUGUCGUACUCUGAGUGGUUACACUGCGUGUUGUCAGCAGACCUGCUCGGUGAGGUGAUCCUGGUCAUGCUGCCUCCCCUCAGCUUCUCUGUCCCCAACAUCAGGCGACCAGCAAACAGACGUUUUCCUGCCUAUUUUACGUCUAAGGUACCUUAUGAUGCAACAGAAGUGGAGCGUGAAGAGGAAGGACAUGAUGAUGUUGAUGGUGGGCAGGAAGGAGGAGAAACAGACAAACCAGCUGCUGAGUCUGAAGGAGGAAGUGUUGGAAAAGACACGAGUCUGACCUACAAGGAGGCUGUUAAGAAAUACUCCCUGCAUUAUACGGACUUCGAUAUGAGGAGUCUUGUUGGAAUGGGGAGGAGAACUUUGUGGAAACAGAUGCAGCGCACAGAAGCAACAGCAAACAUCGACAUGGACGACAUGCCUUUAACUGCACUGUAUAAGGUCCGUUUCAACCCCAACAUGAGCAGCCACGUGUGGUUUGUGUCCGGCGGUCAGACGGGCCUGGUCAGACUGCAGUGUUUACGGGCCAUGAUCACCCCCAAAGUGAAGAAGCUGAUCGGAGAGAACCUGGCCCAGUUCAACGCUCUCUACUCCCCGCAGGACCAGACGGCAGACGAGCCRCUAUAGCAGGAGCUGAGCUUCACCGCACACCAGAAGGUGGAUAAAAAAACACUUCUGUAUGAAAAAAAACACAGAUCUGACAAAAAAAUGCUCUUAACACAUCACUGCUUCUGUGUGUAAAAUCUGGGCGAAGGCUGAAAACGGUGAGUUUAGUCCUGCUUCCAUCGGAGAAGAAAAGGUGGAUUUAAAAAAAAAUGAUGUUGGAUAAUUAACAGUAAUUAUGUUUGAUGAACACACAGAACAAACCCUGAAUGUGUCCACAUCCUGUCCACAUUUUUUGAUUUGAAUGCAGAACGAUUARGUUUCAGUUAAAGUGCCUUUUUUUGUUUAAUUCUCAUCUUGAGCCCGAAUUUCAGGUUAACAGAUUGUAUUUCAAGUUCUGUGGUUUUACAGGCUGAAAAUGUUUGUUUAUUUGUUUGUUUGUUUUGUUAGUUUUUUUUUCUACAAGUCUCAAAACCAUCUGAAAAAAAUUUUGGUGACUUAUCACUUAACAUCUGUUCAUGUUUAUUUAAACUUAAGUCUCUGUCACACUAUAACGUUUUUACGGAAGAGGA
Molecule: messenger RNA, 1715 nt
Organism: Austrofundulus limnaeus
Lineage: Eukaryota; Metazoa; Chordata; Actinopteri; Cyprinodontiformes; Rivulidae
Product: general transcription factor 3C polypeptide 2
Biological process (GO): transcription by RNA polymerase III
Cellular component (GO): transcription factor TFIIIC complex
Molecular function (GO): protein binding
Source: RefSeq, a predicted model, not a curated record